Molecule: messenger RNA, 3030 nt
Organism: Gymnodraco acuticeps
Lineage: Eukaryota; Metazoa; Chordata; Actinopteri; Perciformes; Bathydraconidae
Product: gastrula zinc finger protein XlCGF8.2DB-like
Exons: 2
Coding region: 403-1383 (326 amino acids)
Biological process (GO): regulation of transcription by RNA polymerase II
Molecular function (GO): RNA polymerase II cis-regulatory region sequence-specific DNA binding; DNA-binding transcription factor activity
Source: RefSeq, a predicted model, not a curated record
GAAGAAGAAGAAGGAGGAGGAACGGAGUUGCAACGCUAUUGUAAGCAGUGUAUGUGAUUGAAAGUAUGUCUAAAGUAGACAUGUUUGAGGGAGGUGGUGAGUAAGCGUCUCACUGCGGCGGCUUUAGAGAUAUUCGGGCUGUUUGAGAGAACCGUGGCUGAAUAUGAAGAACAACUCUGUCGUUCUAAAGAGGAGAACGAGCGGCAUCGGAAACUUCUGGACGCUGUUCUGAAGCCGGAAGUCCGUUUACACAGAGCAGUAUUAUCUGGAGAUGUUCAUCAGUCCCCCCACAUUAAAGAGGAACACGGGCAACUUGUCGCUGUGAAGAGCGAAGAUGAUGAAGAGAAAGCUGAGCCACAGCUUCAUCAGAGACAAGAAGAAAACAGCAGCUCAGCCCCACAGAUGGAGAAAGAGAGGGAUAGAGAGGACUGCAGAGGAUCAGAACCAACCAGAAGCUUGGAUCCUGUUGGCUUUUCACAGCCAGCUCAUGAUUACAACCUUGCAGAUGAACAAGCUGACACUGUGACAUUAACUCCGAUCCAGGCAGGUGUAUCCCUCAGUCCACCAGCUGUGGACGACAGAACUUCAGACUCUAGUGAGCCUGAGACUGACAACAGUGAUGAAGACUGGCAGGAGCCAGGGAAACCUCAGCCAGAUCUAAAAAAGAUCAAGAACAAUAGUGUUCCCAAGAGUAAUAAAGAAGUUAACACUGGUAGGAAGUCUUUGAACUGCUCUAAAUGUGGUAAAACAUUUGAAUCCAAGGACUGUGUGUUGGCAAAAAUUCCUCCAUUCGUUUGCUCCGAUUGUGUUCCAAAACCGUCACAGGUUGCAUGUUUUGUCACAAAUAAGAUAAGUGCCUCAGGGGAAAAAGCCUUUGGAUGUUCAGUCUGUAAGAAACAAUUUGGCUUCAAAUCAGACGCUGUAAGACAUAUGAGGAUUCACACCGGAGAGAAACCCUUCAGCUGCUCAGUUUGCGGGAAUAGAUUCAGUCAGAGCACGGGUCUGAGCUCGCACAUGAGAACCCACACAGGAGAGAAACCAUACAGCUGCUCUCUCUGCCCUAAAAGCUUUAUCCGCAGCGGAGUUCUGGACCGACACAUGAGAGUUCACACCGGAGAGAAACCUUACAGCUGCUCGGUGUGCGACACACGUUUCUCUCUGAGUCAGACCCUGUUGAAACACAUGAGGAUCCACACAGGAGAGAAACCGUUCAGCUGCUCCGUUUGUGAUAAAAGAUUCCUACAACAGGGACACCUGACGCAGCACAUGACACUCCAUACAGGGGAGAAGUCUUUCAGUUGCCCUGUUUGUGGAAAAAACUUCACUCGACAGUACCGCGUGAAAAAACAUAAGUGUGUUACUGAGAGCAGCGGCAGUCAGUGAAACUGCAACACAAAACUGAAUGUCAUGCGCCAAAGAUGGAUUAGAAGGUUCAGAUAAGAGCAACAUAAAUCUAUUUAAAUAUUCUUUAAAGAAAAAAAUGGUAAAUGCUUAUAUAUUUAUAUUACUGCGUCCACUAAUGUCCACUGAUUACUGUUAAUGACUCAUGACAAUCAUUAUUGAUAAUGUGCGUAUACUUCAUAUUUAUGCUGAAGUUGAACAGAGACUAGUUCUUUGUAGGAUUUGUCCCGCCCCUCCUUAAAGGUGGGGUAGGUAAGUUUGAGAAACCGGCUCGAGAUACACUUUUUGUUAUAUUCCAUGGAAUGCUCUUAACAUCCCGAUAGCAAUGAAUAUCUUAAGUGCUUUGACAAAAAAUCAAUUAAAAAAUGUAAUCUAUGGAAGCCGUAUUACUGUAAAAAGCACGACCAAUCAUUUUAGCCGGCCCGGCUAAAGUAACUGGAUGGCCUACCUGCCAGUCAGCCUUCCAUCUGUGCACAAACUUAUCUCGUGCCCUCAUUGGUCAUGUGCACGUUCGUGUGUGUUGGAGGAGGGGCUCUAUAAGGAAGUGGCAGAUUUUUUCCGGUUGUGUAUUUUCAAAUUCUAGCUCACUCGAGCUGGUUUCUCCAAAAUUACCUACGCCACCUUUAACUGUCAUACAUUUUAUAUAAAGCUUAGAAUUGUUUCACUUCGCACACAAAAAAAACGGAUUAGUGGCUCAGCGCUGGGUCACCUGCUAGCUUCUACAGGACCAUUGCUCUCCUUUAAAAGUGUCCUUAAGUGUACAGUGGUUUAUUGCAGUAUUUAGGCCUUAAACAGCAGAUGUGUCAACAAUUCAUUAAGUGGCCAUGACAGACCUCACUUUUACCUCACCUAUCUCUAUUAAGCUUACCAUUGAUAAAUAAAUGUUAAAUUGGUUAUAAUUUGGUUUGAUGGAAAGGAUGUACAGUAUGUCCAGUAUGACCAAUGCACAUUAUGCGUUUUUAGAAGGUGCAAGCAAAGCAUAAAAGUUCCAACCACAAUUCUAGGAAGGUGUUGUGGUUUUUGACACCUUGACAACGGUUAUGAUUGAGGACAACAAUGCACACAGGAUGAAAGUGAACUGUGUACAGACUUGAUGAUUUUAGGUCCAACAUCCAGGAGCAACACAUCUUAGAGACAAUAGUGACAGUUGUGUUAAGUUUGUUUCUGUUAAUAAAUUAAAGUAUAAAGUUUGCAUAUUUGUUACAUUUUGUUAAAAGAAAAACUCAAUUCUAAACAUGACAUUGAAAAUAGGUUUUGCUUUCAUAAAAAUGUUCAUAUUCCCGUUUGUUAAAAUUGUAUAUCAUUACUAUAGUCUUCAUUGUUUUAAUUGUAACUAUACAUUUUUAAUUGAUUCAUUAAGUAAGAAUUUAACCUAUGGGACCUCCUUCUCACUUCAAAAAGUCCCUCCAAGCUCUCCAAACUUUUUUGAGGCUUGAUUUUGGGUCUUGGCUUGGGCUCCUUUAGAGGCUUGACGGGGGUUCACUUGGGAACCUGUUGCUGUUAUACUUUGACCUUGUGUCCUUGUAAAACUUUUGUAUCUUACUUUUGUUAUUUUUAUGAUAUUGUAAAUCCUCAAUUUUUGUUAAAAACGUAAUAAAACCGGUUUGUACAUUGUACAUUUCGACCCAA